AUGUUUAACACUAACCAACCCUUUCUGUUUGCAGGUUCACCGCGAGGUGGCGGCGGUGGAGGUGGAGGGGGCGGUGGAGGCGGCAAAGGGGGCGGCGGAGGAGGUCAUGGAAUCGUCCUCCUAGGCCUAAUGAUGGGAAAAAUGCUGGCCGCGUUGGGUGUCGGUGGUGUGGGCCUACUGGCCAUGAAGGCGCUAAUGGUGUCGGCACUUGCACUGAUGCUCUCGGUAAUCAUUGGGCUGAAGAAGCUGGUGCAUCACGACCACGAAGAAGGUCACACAGUGAUCCAUGCCGGUCACCAUGGUCAUGAAUACAGAAGGAAACGUGAAGCUGCAAUUGAUAUGGCCUACCAAGCCUGGGAUCAGUACAAACAGAGUUAGAUCACCUAAUAUAGUGCCGAUAACUUAUUAUGCAUAUUUAUAACCUAUCAUACUUUGAUCUCUACUUCUACUAUGUCUAAUUUAGACAUAUGACCACGGAUACAUAUCUAUGGGACAACCUACAUUUUCUAAAACCUUAUUGACUUUGCUACAUAUAUGUUACUACUAUCGUUGAUGCCAGAGUUAUGGGUAUGGAUAUUUCGUCUCUUAAAAUUGGAUGCUCCUUCCCCUUCAUUUCAUGGUGCAAGGAUGGUAUGAUCUCUGUCUUGCUGAAUCUGAAAGUACUUUUAUUGUAAAAGCUCAAUCGAUAACUAUUUCUGUGAUAGACUUAUUCUCUCUAGACAGUUAUUACUCAUUACCUUAACAUAUACAUUUGCACUUAAAACUUCCUAAUUCAAUCAGCUCCUUAGUUAAAACUAGUCUCUAUUUUUUUUCUGUGCGAAUGACAAACCUUCUUUGACUUUUACUGUAUCCUUCUGACAAAGACAUGACCUUGACUGACACUAUUUUCUACUAUAUUCGAGGUAUUGGCAUAUUGUCAACAUCUUGUCUUUUUGUAUGCAAAACCCUUCGGUAGCAGCUAGCCAGCUGUAUGUUUCUGUUAAUUUUGGUCGAGAUAGGUGCUACUGCAUUGUUUAUUUUUUUCAGGAUAUUUCUUAUUCUAUCUCUCUGAAUUUUUGUGUGUUAAUUUAUUUUUUUAUGUUAACGAAG
This is a messenger RNA of Acanthoscelides obtectus, 1089 nucleotides long. The record is from the annotation of a GenBank genome assembly. Lineage: Eukaryota; Metazoa; Arthropoda; Insecta; Coleoptera; Chrysomelidae.